GGGUUCUUAUCCUUGCUGGUGUUUUCAUAUCCAAUGGGGGAAUCACAGAAUCCCUGUGGGAGGCAGAAACUGGCAGAGAAAUUUCCCAUGCAACAAUGUCUCUGGAUAACUCCCACAUUAUUUCCCAGGCAACAAUGUCUCUGGAUAACUUCCACAUUAUUUCCCAGGCAACAAUGUCUCUGGAUAACUUCUACAUUAUUUCCCAGGCAACAAUGUCUCUGGAUAACUUCCACAUUAUUUCCCAGGCAACAAUGUCUCUGGAUAACUUCCACAUUAUUUCCCAGGCAACAAUGUCUCUGGAUAACUUCCACAUUAUUUCCCAGGCAACAAUGUCUCUGGAUAACUUCCACAUUAUUUCCCAGGCAACAAUGUCUCUUGAUAACUUCCACAUUAUUUCCCAGGCAACAAUGUCUCUGGAUAACUUCCACAUUAUUUCCCAGGCAACAAUGUCUCUGGAUAACUUCCACAUUAUUUCCCAGGCAACAAUGUCUCUUGAUAACUUCCACAUUAUUUCCCAGGCAACAAUGUCUCUGGAUAACUUCCACAUUAUUUCCAUGAUUAUCAGCAUCGAUAACAGAGACACCAGACCAGCUCGGAGGCAGAGAGACCAGCUAGCUGCUAUCGGGUCAGUGCAGAGACACCAGACCAGCUCGGAGGCAGAGAGACCAGCUCGGAGGCAGAGAGACCAGCUAGCUGCUAUCAGAUUGCAGCCGGUAGCAACAAGAAGAAGCACUGAGUGAUGUGUGUGGUCCCAAGAAGGACAGGAAGACACAGUACACAUGCAUCAAGUGGAAGAAAUACAUUUGCAAUACACACACACACAGUAAAACUCUGUCCCUUAUGUGGGGUGUAGACCGGCCUAAAUUUGUUCAAUUUGUGCUCAUUUCUCAUUUCCAUAAAAUACUGUAUGUAAAAUGUGUCCUUGUUCAGUUCAAAGCAAUAAACAUCAAUA
Molecule: messenger RNA, 952 nt
Organism: Oncorhynchus kisutch (coho salmon)
Lineage: Eukaryota; Metazoa; Chordata; Actinopteri; Salmoniformes; Salmonidae
Exons: 2
Coding region: 96-740 (214 amino acids)
Source: RefSeq, a predicted model, not a curated record